AGGCAGUGCUGGACUGCUAUAAAAGGCAGCCCAUGUCUCUGCUCUCUCAUCCACUUCUCUCACCUUCUCCUCAGGAAUCAGGUGCACCUGUGACCCCGAGUCAUGUCCUGCUGCCCACCCUCCUGCAACCCUUGCUGCCAGCCCUGCGGCCCCUGCCCGCUGGCCAACAGCUGCAAUGAGUGCUGUGUCCGCCAGUGCCAGAGCUCCCACGUGGCCAUCCAGCCCUCACCGGUGCUGGUGACCCUGCCUGGCCCCGUCCUUCAGUCCUUCCCUCAGAACACCGUGGUGGGAUCUUCCACUUCUGCUGCUGUUGGCAACAUCCUCAGCUGUGGUGGAGUGCCCAUCARCUCUGGGGGCUUUGACCUCUCCUGCAUCACCAACUGCUAUGGUGGAAGAUGUUGUCCUCCCUGCUAAAUCUGCUGGCAACAGCCUUGGGCAAGAACCUGCAAGACCUCAGAACCUGAAUCUGGCCAGAAGAUAGAUCUUUGGGRCACUGUAAUUAGAAUUUCAAGCCGUUGUCCCCUUCUUGUCCUCUGUUUUCUCUCUUUCUUUUUCUGUCUGUGUCUCCCCAGACCAACCUGGGAGCACCUGUUGCCUUCCCUCCCUCUUUAGGGUGUGCAGAUGGACACCCUGCAAAAGCUCCACUGCGUCUCAGUGGGUCUUCCAGGUGCUCUCUGCGAGCCACCUCCUUUUCUUCUUUAAGCUUAAUAAAAUUGUGUUGCAACCAA
This is a messenger RNA of Malurus melanocephalus (red-backed fairy wren), 728 nucleotides long. RefSeq names its product feather keratin Cos1-2-like. The coding region runs from base 103 to 414 and encodes 103 amino acids. The record is from RefSeq and is a predicted model, not a curated record. NCBI's taxonomy places the organism in Eukaryota, Metazoa, Chordata, Aves, Passeriformes, Maluridae. The transcript is spliced from 2 exons. Gene Ontology annotation, cellular component: intermediate filament. Gene Ontology annotation, molecular function: structural constituent of cytoskeleton.